GCGGGCCAGCCCCUCGAUACAACUUUCCCAGCCAGAAGAACAUCAACAAUCAACAACAAUAUCAACCACCGCAACACUUAUAAAACAAUUACAUUAAGACAUCAAUUCCAAACUCUUUCAGCUUUACAACACAUAAUUAUAAUUACCAACCUUUCGACUUUAUAUAACACCACACCAACACAAUCAGAAUGAGCGGCCAGGUUACCUUCGACGUCUACCGCGGUGCUGAGGGCGAGACCCCGGUUCGCAAGACUGUUACCAGAGAACUUCGCCCCAAUGAUGUUUUCCUUGAGAUGACCCACUCCGGCGUUUGCGGCACCGACCUCCACUUCAGACACGCCGACAUUACUCUCGGACACGAGGGAGUCGGAAUUGUCAAGCAGGUUGGCCCUGCCGUCAAGGACCUCAAGGUCGGUGAUGUCGCCGGAUUUGGCUAUAUUCGCCAAGUCUGCGGUAACUGCAUGGAAUGCUUGACUGGCUGGGACCAGUACUGCUCUCAGGCUGUCGCAUAUGGCAACGCCGAUUUCGAUACCGGUAGCUUCUCUCACGGAGCUGUUCUCGAUGCCCGCUGUGUCUUCAAGAUCCCCGAUGAGAUCGACCCAGCUGAUGCCGCACCGUUGAUGUGCGGAGGUGCUACUGUCUGGACCGUUCUCGACCAGUAUGGAAUCAAGUCCACUGAUCGAGUUGGUAUCAUGGGCAUUGGUGGUUUGGGCCAUAUCGCCAUCAAGAUGGCCGCUGCCAUGGGCUGCCACGUUGUUGUCUUUUCCAGCAGCGAGUCUAAGCGCCAGGAGGCUCUCGAUUUCGGCGCUCAGGAGUUUCAUAUACUCCGCCGGGGAGAGAAGUUUGAAGGCAAGAUGGAGCCCAUAAAGCACCUUCUCCUCUGUGGAAAUGCCCAGAUUGACUACGAUGCCGUCAUUCCUUUGAUGGCUCCUAACAGCGCAAUCUACCCUCUUGCAGUCGACUUCAACCCUUCCAAGAUUAUCCUGUUCAACCUUGUCAUGAAGGGUAUCCGAAUCCAGGGCUCAGUCGUGGUUUCCACCACUGAGAUGCGGAAGAUGCUGAAAUUCUGUGCUCUGCACAAGAUUACUCCUCAGAUUGAGAAGUUCCCGCUCAACGAAACCGGUAUGACUGAUGCCAUGGCUAGACUAGUUGAGGGUAACGUCCGAUACCGCGCAGUCCUCGUUGCACAGAACUAGGCCAUUUGACAGGUAUGAUGGGGCAACGAGAAAUUAAUCUCACUCUAAUAAUGAUGUAACGAAUUGUUUGUUAAGCGAUAGACUGCUGGAAAAUAUAACAUUAGACUUAUAAGCUAUCUUUAGAC
This is a messenger RNA of Trichoderma asperellum CBS 433.97, 1321 nucleotides long. RefSeq lists its product as uncharacterized. The record is from RefSeq and is a predicted model, not a curated record. NCBI's taxonomy places the organism in Eukaryota, Fungi, Ascomycota, Sordariomycetes, Hypocreales, Hypocreaceae. Gene Ontology annotation, molecular function: zinc ion binding; alcohol dehydrogenase (NADP+) activity. Gene Ontology annotation, biological process: alcohol metabolic process.